Molecule: messenger RNA, 1515 nt
Organism: Lathyrus sativus (Indian pea)
Lineage: Eukaryota; Viridiplantae; Streptophyta; Magnoliopsida; Fabales; Fabaceae
Source: the annotation of a GenBank genome assembly
AUGCCAGAGAGAAACGCUUCUGCCAUUAAGGUUGUUUCAAGAAAAUCCUUAUGCUUUUUCUUCACAACAACGACGUUGUUGUUCAUCAUGUCAUGGCUUUUCGUUCUCCGUUCAACUCGCUCCGAUUCUACAUCGGAAGUUAUUUCUGAGCUCCUCUCGGAAUCAUUUCAUUCGCAAAACUCAGAAUCUUCCUUCAGCAACAGAGCCAUUCUCGUUAACACCAAAAAACAAAAACAAACACCCUACAUUCUAAAAUGCAACAGCCACACCACCACCAUGUCGAAUGACAACAGUAACUAUAGCAACAAUUUUUUAUUGAAGGUGUUCAUGUAUGAUUUACCUUCGGAGUUUCAUUUCGGAUUAUUAGAUUGGAAAACCGACGACGGAAAUGGGAAAAACAAAAAUGUCUUUCCUGAUAUGAAAACCAACGUACCAAGAUACCCGGGUGGUUUGAAUUUGCAACACAGUAUUGAGUAUUGGCUAACAUUAGAUAUUCUAGCUUCAGAAUUACCAGAACUUUACCCUAACAAAACUAGAACUGUAAUCAGAGUUAAGAACUCGACGGAUGCUGAUGUAAUAUUUGUGCCGUUUUUUUCUUCUUUCAGUUAUAACAGACUCUCCAAAACAGGUCCACAUGAAAAGAAGAGUAGAAACCGGGUGUUACAAGAGAAUUUGGUGAGGUAUUUGAUGAAUCAAGAGGAGUGGAAAAGGUCUGGUGGCAGGGAUCAUUUGAUUCUGGCCCAUCAUCCUAAUAGUAUGUUGGAUGCUAGAAUGAAGCUCUGGCCUGCAACUUUUAUAUUGUCUGAUUUCGGGAGGUAUCCUCCGAAUGUAGCGAAUGUCGCGAAAGAUGUGAUUGCGCCUUAUAAGCAUGUUGUUGGUUCUUAUGUUGAUGAUCAAUCUAGCUUUUAUAGCAGGAAAACUUUGCUUUACUUCCAAGGAGCUAUUUACAGAAAAGAUGGAGGCCAUGCUAGGCAAGAACUGUUUUAUCUUCUGAAAGACGAAAAAGAUGUACAUUUUUCAUUUGGAAGUGUACAGAAAGGCGGAAUAAGAAAAGCAACAGAAGGCAUGCGUUCUUCAAAAUUCUGUCUCAACAUAGCAGGCGACACACCAUCAUCAAAUCGGUUAUUCGACGCCAUUGCAAGUCACUGUGUCCCUGUCAUAAUCAGUGACCAAAUUGAGCUUCCAUACGAGGAUGUCCUCGACUACUCAGAGUUCUGCAUAUUCGUUCGCACAAGAGACGCCCUCAGAAAGAAGUUUCUGAUAAACUUCAUUAGGAGUAUUGACAAAGAUGAAUGGACAAGAAUGUGGAACAGGCUGAAAGAAGUUGAAAAAUUCUUUGAUUUUCAGUUCCCUUCUAAAGAAAGCGAUGCUAUUCAAAUGAUUUGGCAAGCUGUUUCGCGUAAGGUUCCAUUGAUGAAGUUGAAAACAAACAGGUCUAGGAGAUUUUUUAGGUCCCUUGGUAAUAAUAAAGAUAUGGGGCAUAAAUCUAUACCAGCACCAGCUGAUUUUUGGUGA